GCUGCAUGCUAAUAAGUUACCAAAAGAGUGGCAGUGUGAGCACACAUUGCAGUUCAGGUUUCCUGUCCCAUAUACUUUAUUGUUUAUUCAUGUGUAUUGAAGUGCGACCCUGAGGACAGAUGAUGAGUGUGUGGUAUUGGUAGGAUCUGUCUGCUGUGGUGAUAGUAUAGAAAUGGAAGAAGAUCAAGUGCCAAACAAAGAUGUCUCUCAACCCAAAGACGUGAAGAAAGAGCAACAUGAACCUAAACCAAAGCGUUACAGUGAAAUCUUCAGAGACUUUGAUAAGCUUGAUUUAUCUAUUCUUUCUUGUGAAGGGGAUGAUCUCUUGGCAGACUCCACCUGCUCAGAAUCCACCUCUGCAGAAAGUGCAGCGCAACAUGAUGUAUCUAUUCAUUCAGAAGCCAAUGAAGUAGAUGGAAACUCAACAGCCCAGGAUGCAGACCUGGCCCUCUGUCGCUGCGAGGAUGGAGUGGAGACAGCGCUGCACUACGCCAAGAUGUGGUGCCGUUACUCGAAAGACCUCCUGGGCUGGAUGGAGAAGAGAAUUAACUUGGAACAAGAAUUCGCCAAAAAUGUGAUGAAGACAGCUGAAGGAGCGAAAGCCAAUAUGACGCAGCAGGAAAUGAUGCCCCUGCAGUACCUCUACACCAUGGCGCUAGAGCAAGACGUCAAGAACAGUUUGAAUUCAAAAAAGAUUUAUGAAAUGAUGCAACAUCGCUGUUACCAAUCUUUGACUGCCAAGAAAAACGAGAUUGACAAGUGGCGCAGAGAAUUCAAGGACCAGUGGGCAAGGGAACAAAGGAAGAUGAAUGAGGCAGUGGUAGCUUUUAAAAAGGCUCGCCAUCAAUACUUCCAGCGCUGUGAUGAGCUCGAGAAAGCUAAAGCUGUCACAGCUAAAGCUGUCGAUGACAUAGCUGGAAUCAAAACACUGGAUAAGAGGAAGAAGUCCAAGGAUGAAGCCCACACUAAGAUGAUUGAGGCAGAACUUCAGUACAGACAGAGUGCAAGUGACGCCACCACUCACUGGGAGGAGUUAGUGAAGGUCAAAGAGAGGAUUAUUUCUCACAUUCGGAAGCUCAUCUGUCAGGGAGACACAGUGCUGAAGGAGGCCACAGUCAACAUGUUUUACUACCAGCGGCAGCAGACAGAGCCUGUCCCCCUCGGCUAUCACAACCUGGAGAUGACAUGCAGGUCUCUAGAGCCAGGCGAGUCCUACCUGCUCUACGUUCUCAGCAGACGCCGCCCCGAGCAGCCUCCCCAAGUCUUCGCCUUCCAGGAGUAUUUCUCUCAAGCCAAAGGGAAACGAAAAACCAGCAACCCUCACAGCUUUGUGUAUGAUGCCUCAUCUAUGACAGAUGACAGUCCAAGCAAAUCAUCCAGUGAUGGCAGGAAAACAGGAUAUGGUGACAAUGACAGUUUUGGAGGCAGUUUGGAGUCUCUAUCUAGUCCUGCUCACACUCAGAGGAGGCUGCCCAAAACCUCAUCCACUUUGACAGUGUCAUCAGACGACCUGGACGAACGUGACCUGGCAUCAGAAUCAGAUUACUUUGAUAGUCAGCCAGUCAAAGUGCGCAAUUUUGCUGUACUGACACACCGACUCAGGAAGAUGAAGAGCAAAAUGGGCAAAUGCAAGCAGUGUGAAAACUACAUUGUUGUUAAUGGGGUUGAAUGUGAGGAGUGCGGGCUGGCUUUGCACAGGAAGUGUCUGGAGGUGUGUCAGCUAGAGUGUGAGAACAGAAAGGGGACUAUGUUCGGAGUUGAUCUGUCUCUGCUACUACGUGACAAGCAAGACCUGGUGCCCUUUGUGGUGUUACACUGCACAUCUGAGAUAGAGAGCCGCGCCCUCUCUGUUCAAGGGGUGUAUCGUGUGAGUGGUUCCAAGCCUCGCAUCCAGAAGCUCUGUCAGGCCUUUGAGACACAAAAGGAGCAGGUGGACCUCUCCGAUCACUCACCACAUGACAUCACCUCUAUCAUUAAACACUUCUUCAAGGAGCUUCCAGAGCCCCUUUUAACCUUUGACCUGUAUAGUGAUUUCAUCAUGAUGGGAAAGGCCAUUCAACACCUGAAUGACAGGGAGACAGCACCAGACACUAACGACAUAAUGGAAAUCGUUCACGACCUGCAAGGGAUACUACACAAACUCCCUCCAUAUUGCUAUAACACUUUGAAGUACAUGAUGUGUCACCUGCAAAAGGUUUCAUUGAACGAAGAGAACAAGAUGUCCCCCAGCAAUUUGGGCAUUGUGUUUGGCCCAACACUCUUGCGCCCUCUAGUGUCUACAGACGUAUCAAUGAUUGCUCUGCUAGAGAACAGCUACCAGGCUCUACUUGUGCAGUUCCUCAUCGCACACUAUGACAAGAUUUUUUGUCUGCUGCAGAGACCCAGUACACCCCCUCCACCAGUCCCCAAUGCCCCUCUUCCAGAAACCCCUCCCAGAGCCUCCUGCCCUCUGGAUGGGGAGACUAAUUCUGGCCCUGAACAUGAAACCCCCUCCAAAGAGCGUCCACAGUCUCUAACAACUCGAACAAUCAAGAGAGAGUCAAGCGAGGGUUAUAUAUCUGACAAGUCUUCAUCCAAUGAAGCAGUGGACCAGCUCAGUCCUGAAGCCAAUGAGAGAGCAGUCCUGGCUAUGAGAGGGGAAUCAAGUAAUAUUCAGGGUGAGCCGGUGAGGAAACCAGACUCUGUUUUGGUGACCCAGCCACACUAUCGCUUCACCAGACAGCCUGUGAAAUAUUAUCGCCAUAACCAAGGAACCCGACUCUCCAACCUAGGUCGGGCAGCCAGACAGCCUGCAGCCUUAGCGCGGAGCCAUCCGGGGAGUGCAGACAGCAGCCGCAGCUCCUCUCCAGAGUCAGGAGCACAGAGACUUUCACAAAACUUAGACGUCUCCUGUGAGAACACCUGCCAGCCACAUCAGGCCAUCACUGUGGCAGAGAAUAAAGUGGACCUCCCACUAAGCCCUGCCAAGGUUGCGCAGUACAUGCUGGGACUUGAUUCAGCAGUUACAUCAAUUGCAACUGCGACACCCUCUGGUACAACACAGGAGUUCUCACAGGAGGCGGUGGUUUGGUGUCAUUCUGAUGUGAACAUAAAACAAUCCAAUAACAGACAGGGUGCUGGCCACAGUAGGGCUCUGUGCCAGUCACCAAAGUCACUUCCUAUUGAGCACAAACUGACCUCACCUGCCCAGAAGAUCCUGUCUGGUCUGAAGCUUAAACGCAGCCAGUCAGGGAAGGAUGAGCAGCUCUUCGUAUGAGGCAAUAGAGAUCGGCCGACAAUCAAGACUCAGAGUGGAGGAUGUAAAAUAAUUCAUAUUAUUGACUGACUGUAAGGACUCCUACUAUCAAGAAUCCAUGAUGAAAUGCUAAUACAUUUUUGCAUUUCACCUGCAACACAAAAUUUGUCUUUAAAAAGAAGUAGUUUGAUAAAGAUUCACUUCACAAACAACACAUACAACAUUUGAGUCACUCUGUAAGGAAAUGCAGUUCAAAAGUUCAGACUUGAUUCUUACUAGGAUGCCACAGCUUUAUUACCACUAAGUUUCAUGUAAAUUUUGCCCUGUUGAUCAUCCAGCUAUCACUCAGAUCAGACAAGAGAGGUCAUUGUAGCCUAUUUAUCUGUAUGAUAUUUUUAGUGUAUAAGAAUGUGAGAGCUGGUGUUUCAAGACUGCAGUUUUUGUUGUAAACAAACUGUAAUGAAUAUAAGAUUUUGUAGUACAUGGAAAAACAAAGAUAUGCCUUAAUUGGUGUCAUAGUUAUGUUAAUUUUUUUUCUUGCACUUUUCCUAUUUUAACACAAGGGGGCGAUCUUCUCUCACUGUUAUGGGAAAAUAUGCCAGACACAAAAGUAAAAGGGCAAUAAACCAUUUAUUUCUAA
Molecule: messenger RNA, 3875 nt
Organism: Scomber japonicus (chub mackerel)
Lineage: Eukaryota; Metazoa; Chordata; Actinopteri; Scombriformes; Scombridae
Gene: gmip
Product: GEM interacting protein
Exons: 21
Coding region: 173-3256 (1027 amino acids)
Biological process (GO): signal transduction; activation of GTPase activity; negative regulation of GTPase activity
Cellular component (GO): plasma membrane
Molecular function (GO): GTPase activator activity
Source: RefSeq, a predicted model, not a curated record